AUGGGGGAAGAUUUUGCUGCCAUGAUUAAUGAAUGUUAUGAUCUCGGUUGUCUCACGAUGUCCCAGCGCAAAGGUCUGAUUACCCUUCUGUUCAAGCGUGUGGAUAGUAACAACACCAAGAACUGGCGACCUAUUACGUUGCUUUGUGCGGACUAUAAGAUCGCGUCAAAAGUGAUUGCAAAUCGUCUCUUAACGAUCAUUUCCACUGUUGUUUCAGCUUCCCAGACAGGCGGAAUUCCUGGUCGCCUCGAUCUUGGCCGAGAAUAUUCGUCUAUUAAAAUAUAUUGUUAUGCACGCAAAUCAUAAUGAUGUUUCUACUGCCAUUUUAUUUCUGGAUCAGGAGAAAGGAUUUGACCGGGUCGAAUGGUCUUUUCCGACUAAAGUCCUGGGUGCUAUGGGUUUUGGUCCCUCUUUCUAACAGUGGGGCAGGUUAUUUUAUACUAAUAUUGAUUCUUCAGUUAUUGUUAACGUUUUCAUUUCAACUGAAUUCAAUUAACGUUACACGUGGCGUGCUGCAGGACUGCCCAUUGUCUCGAUUACUUUAUGUUUUGGUCAUCGAAGCUCUAGCUAUCAUCAUUCAGAAAUAUCCUGAUAUUGAUGGGUACCCCUUACCUGAUGGAACCCGACAAAAACUCUGUCAAUAUGCUGAUGAUACUAUGGCACUCGUUACAUCGGGUCGUUCUAUUACGAAGCCUUUUUCUACCUUUACCCGGUAGGAGCAGGCAUCUAGCGCAAAGUUGAAUCUGGGGAAAUGUCAUGGUUUGUUAAUUGGCUCAUGGCGAGGUAGAUCUGUGUUUCCUGUGGAUUUGAAUUGGACUAAUGAGGCUAUUGUCGCAUUGGGUAGCCGUAUCAGUAAUGAUAGCAAAGAAAAUUGGGCUGUUCAAUUGAAGAAAUAUGAGGAUCUUUUGAUAUCAUGGAAGCAACGCAGUCUGUCCUUUCGUGGCCCUACUUUGAUCGUUAAUGCUCUUGGUUGAAGUCUAUUUUGGCAUCUGGCCACCUUUGAGAGUAUUCCACAAUCACUGGUUGUCAAGAUUAAUGGUCUCACCUUUCCCAAUAUUUGGAGGAAGAAACGUGAAUGGCUUGCACGCGCAUCAGUUACGCAACCGAUCAAAGAUGCUGGACGUCUUGGGGCUGUUGAUGGGGAUAAGAAGAUCAUGUCUCUGCAUUAUUUAUGGAUCAAACGAUACCUCCUUGGUCCUCGACAUGGUUGGCAUUCCUUUCUGGAGUUCUUUGUCCGUCGUGCUUUCCCCAAAAAGAAUUCCCUUCUGGAAGUUCUCCUUUCCAAAACUUUAGCAACUCGAUCCUUGAAAUUGUUACCAGCUUUUUAUAAGUCAGUUUUGAUCACGUGGAUCAAGUUACUUCCUACAUUUGACCGCAUUUGGCAAAUUCCCACUACACCGGAUGUUUCAAGGUCACUGCUCGUGGGGCAUAUCGUCUUUCCAACCCUCCUGAAAUCCACCGCUGUUUUGCUAAAUUUGCAUCAUUUGCUUUCAACGUGAAUUGGUCCUGGGUUUGGCAGAGUCUUUCACUCUUGAAAUUUGUCCGAUCUGUAUAAGACUCAGUUGAGUGCCCAUGGCAUCCUGCCAACAGCCGAUCUUUUGAUUCGAUUUGCCCAGCGAGUUGAUCCUGUUUGUCAUUGUGGCUGCCCCGAGUCUCUUGUCCAUCUCUUUACGGAGUGUUCCUUGGCCAUUGAUGUUUUCGAUUGGUUUCAUUGUCUGCUGAAGCGGUUUCUUCCACAGUGCAAGUACCCGACAGAUACUGAAUUCCUGUUUGGUUUUUACCCAGCAAGGAGAAUUCCUUUGGUCUACUCUGCUCUGCUCGGAAUUUUGCGACAUCAUCUGUGGUUGGCUCAGAAUGCAUUCCGGUUUGAAGGAACUGAACCUGAUUUAGAUACUGUUAUUGGAAAGAUCAAGUCAACAUCUCAUUUUCUGAUUAUGCGACAGCACCGGAACUGUCGUAGUGGUGAUUUUCAGAGAGAAUUGUUAGCUGAUAGUGUCCUUGGUUGUAUCACUAGUGGAAAUAACCUUACCUUAGAUCCUCCGUGGUGUUAG
Molecule: messenger RNA, 2051 nt
Organism: Paramuricea clavata
Lineage: Eukaryota; Metazoa; Cnidaria; Anthozoa; Malacalcyonacea; Plexauridae
Source: the annotation of a GenBank genome assembly